Messenger RNA from Actinia tenebrosa (Australian red waratah sea anemone), 2336 nucleotides. Its product is annotated as protein yippee-like 5. The record is from RefSeq and is a predicted model, not a curated record. Lineage: Eukaryota; Metazoa; Cnidaria; Anthozoa; Actiniaria; Actiniidae.
GAACACACCGAAGUCGCACUUUUCUUCUUACACGAUAACCACGACUGCCUCGUAAUUCUUGCUUUAAAACACAGCCUUUUACAUUAAUUUUCAUCCAUACGACCACGUUAGACGAUGGGUAGGAUCUUCCUUGAUCAUCCUGGAGGAACUAGGCUCUAUUCUUGCGCUAAUUGUGAUACAGUCUUGACGAAUCGCUCGGAGCUCAUUUCUAUGAGAUUUACGGGAUCCACUGGAAGAGCAUUCUUGUUUCACAAAGUUGUCAACCUAACUCUGAGUGAAGUCCAGGACAGAGUAAUGCUUACUGGACGACACAUGGUUAGAGAUGUUUCUUGCAAGAAUUGUGACACUAAGUUAGGUUGGAUGUAUGAAUUUGCUACAGAAGAAAACCAGAGAUACAAGGAAGGUCGUGUCAUCUUGGAAAGGGCUUUGGUGACAGAGAGCGAGGGAAUAGAAGAAAUUGGUGAUUAAAGACUGUACAUAGAGGCAAGAUAAAUCAUUAUUGUAUCCUUAUYGGAUAACAACCAAUAUUAUGCAUGCAUAUAUCAAGAGGUGUAACUUUAUAUAAAUAUAUAUAAUUAUAAGCAAUUCUUUCUGCUGAUAGAACAAUCAUARUAUUAUAACCUUGAAGUAUUCUUGUCCCCUCAGAGCCUGUGUUUCUUUUGAUCUCUGACAAGAAACAAGGUCUUUGAAGCAUCACAAACAAUAAUUGAACAUAAUUAUUGUGCUUGAAUUGCCUUCCAUUUGUCCAAAUGAAGCACUUUUGUCUGGUAGCAAAAAUGCCAAUUAAUGUUUUAAUUAAUGUUUUAUGUUUAAGUUCUUGCUGCAAGAAAAACGUUGUAUAUAAAAUGCUUGCUUCCAAUUAAGCUUAAAUUAACAAACAUGCACCUUGCCAUUAGCAAAGAAAUAUUGGUAUCCAUAAUAUUCCUAGGAGAAAUUACCUUGAAUUGCAAUAGUUUUCUUCUUCUGUUAUUAGUUAUAAUGUCGUAAAUUUGAAUUUAUUUUUUGUAACUGCAAUUCUUGUAGUUUGUUGGAGUUAGGUUGSACAAACACUAUCAACUAACCUACCAGAUACACUACUAGAUUAACAUUAUUUCCCAGGACUAUCUCAAAUCUUGUAUCCUUUACUAAACAAGAUUGCACGAAUGUAUUUUAUUACUUUCCUGUCCUAUCCACUUCACUGCACAUUAGGUAUYGUAAAUAAGAAAUUGUAAAUAUUUAAAUAAUUAUAUUAAUGUAAUCCUCAGGUUUGCGAUGACCUGUUGGCAUUUUUUAAAUAAAAUUUCUUGAAAAAUUCAAAAUUCAGAGGGGAAGUAAGUAUCUAUUUUGUAAGUUGUUGCAGUAGCCCCCUUCACAGUUCCUUGCACUAUCUUGAAUGGCAUCAAAGUGAGAAUAUAGGUAACCUUUGAUAGAAACAUGUGAAUGACUGUCCAAGGUGUUAAAAAAGGUCUUUAUCAUAUAUCAAUGCAAGGUCACUGUCAUUCUCCCUUUGAUGCACAGGUAUGGUURCCUUUAAAGAUGGCACAGGGAACUGUGAAGGGGACUAUUAGCUCAAAAUAAAAUAUUAACUCUUAAUGAAUAACUUGUAGUUGUCUGUGGUCAAUAUUAAAUUAAAGUUGAUACAGGAAAUCAACUUCAUCAAGUCAUUGGCCAAGCCACAACAGAUGGUCAAACAUCCUUUUUACAGGUAUUACAGGUAUUUUAGAAACUUGGCCAUCAUUUUCUUUUCAGGCAUUGAUAAAUUGUCAUUAUCUGGUGUUUAGGCAAGAAAAAAACCAUCACCAUCAAACCAAAUUAUAGAGAAUAAACACUGACAUUUCAGACCUCAGUCCUUAGCCAGAGGACUUUUUUGACUCAAAACGAUGAGAUCCAAACUAGUUACAUGUGUAAUGUCAUUAUCAUCAAAUUGAUAAUUUAUCUAGAAAAUAACAGCACUAUUAUACCCCCCAAAAUGUUCUUAAAGUAUUAUCUCAGYGUUUUAACUUAAUUUAUAGAUUUAAGAUCUUCAACAUGCAGAGGUUUUAUUCCAAUUUUUAUUUGGUUUUGUUCUGUAAAUCAAUACAGUUUUCAACCAUUAAUGAUUAACAUCAAUACGAUUUCUGUAUUAACAUUGAAGAUGGUUUACAUUAACAUUUAGUACUGGUAAACAAAGAGUCCUACAUCAAAGUAAUGACCUACACAUAGGUUUUCAAGGUUAUAGUUAAAGUCUAGGAUACUAACAAGAAAGUUCCUAUAGUUAAUUCACUGAAGGAACAAAAUCAUUUAAAAUUAGAAAUACAACUAUGUCACUAAUAUUAGAGAUUAUUAAUCAAAGUAAUAAAUUAAAGUCAACUCUCAAA